Messenger RNA from Acanthisitta chloris (rifleman), 701 nucleotides. RefSeq names its product voltage-dependent anion channel 3 (gene VDAC3). Gene Ontology annotation, molecular function: voltage-gated monoatomic anion channel activity. NCBI's taxonomy places the organism in Eukaryota, Metazoa, Chordata, Aves, Passeriformes, Acanthisittidae. The annotation marks the transcript as partial. Gene Ontology annotation, biological process: monoatomic anion transmembrane transport. Gene Ontology annotation, cellular component: mitochondrial outer membrane. The transcript has 3 exons. The record is from RefSeq and is a predicted model, not a curated record.
GAAUGAUGGCACCGAGUUUGGUGGGUCUAUUUAUCAGAAGGUUAAUGAUAAGACUGAGACAUCAGUCAAUCUUGCAUGGACUGCUGGCAGUAACAACACACGUUUCGGUAUUGCUGCAAAGUACCAACUGGAUGAGAAGACUUCUGUUGUGGCUAAAGUGAACAAUGCCAGCCUCAUUGGAGUUGGUUACACUCACGCCCUCCGACCCGGUAUAAAGCUGACCCUCUCAGGCUUGAUUGAUGGCAAGAAUUUCAGUGCUGGAGGUCACAAAAUUGGGCUGGGAUUUGAGCUGGAAGCUUAACUCAGCUUAAAAGAAAACUGGUGAUGCUCUGGAAGAUGAAGGAAAACUGUACCCAGUGUGUUUUGGCCUUAAUUUUACUCUGAAAUUUGAAGAAGUGUGAACUUUCUACUCUUCCAAAGAAUGAUUUUAAUCCAAUGCUGAAGUCCAGAGAGUGCCAGCACAUCAGAGGGAGACAGCUGAAGGUAUGCAUGGAAGUUACGAUGUUUGUGCCACAUUUCACUUCAGUUUCCUGUAUUUUAAAUCUGUUCCUAAAAAAACCAGAAGAAAAUCCAGCUUCUCCCGGUUAUUGUACUGCGUUUUGCAUGUCCUACAUGUCACAGCCUUUUAAAAAAGGUCGUCUGUCCUGUAGUGGAAAAUUUGGGUUUACAUCAGAAUGAAAUAAAUUGGCCACGGUUAGAAC